Pelodiscus sinensis (Chinese soft-shelled turtle) is the source of this 1523-nucleotide messenger RNA. RefSeq lists its product as uncharacterized. The record is from RefSeq and is a predicted model, not a curated record. Lineage: Eukaryota; Metazoa; Chordata; Testudines; Trionychidae.
GGGACCCUGGGUAGAAUCGAAGCAGUUCUGCUGGACAUUAGAAAAAUUACCAACUGACACUCAGUGUGUCCCCAUUUCUUUUUUAUUUCCCUUCACAUGAAAUAAAAGACCUGAAGCAUUGGAACAAUGAACCAACUGGCAAGGCAUUUCUGGUUUACCAUUUCAGCUCUAUUGGUGAAACUUCCAUUGCAUUCCAAUGAAGUUUAUUCAGCUCCUGUACGAGCUUAUGCUCCACUUCCAAAGACCAUCCUACCUGCUCUGGGAACUGACACUGGAUUGCAACAAACAGCUGUUGAUUUCUUUCCAAACUACCCAGACUUCGCCAGUGUCGACGGCGCCCAGCACAAAAUGAGCAUCCUUUGGAAUUUAGAGCUGCACUCUUUGUUCAAGAGAUCAAUCAACUGGAAUGGAGUGAUCCCAAACCGGCCAGCCUUAGCUGAGAUUGUUGUCGUUGGGUCUAUAGCCAUCAUUCUUGCUCUGCUGAGUGGAAUGGUCCUUUGGUUUUUUAUCCUCAAAUGGACAAAGGAAGAGAAAACAAUGGCUUUUGGUUUCAACAUCCUUUCUAAACAGAUUCCAUUUGGGAAUCUCGCCCGAGGAGGUGAAGCAUGGAGCCAGCGUGAAGAAUGCCGUGGAUGGCAAUCAAGAACUGGGAAGUUAAAAAAAUUUGAUUUUUCAGCUUUGAAGCUCAAAAGGAAGAAAAAGAAAGUAUCAAAAGAGGCAAACGACAAGCAGAGCGAGAAAGAGAAGCCACUUGAAGAGGGGAAGGAAAAGGGGGGCAAGAAAUCACAGGUGGCAAAGAGACAAGAAACACAAAAGAAAUUGAGAAAAAUCAAGACAAUAAAGUCCAAACUGAAACGAAAGCUCCCCAAAGGAAAGAAGUUACUAACUCAAAAGAAGCUAAAGUGAAGAUUGCCACAAAAAGGUAUCAGAUUAAAGGAAAUGGAAACUGGAAAGCAAAAGGAAACAAUGAGAGAGAGAAAAAAUAUGUAGGAAGAAAGAACUGGCCAAAACUGAGGUCACCAUCCGAAGCAGGAAGAACCAUAGGCAGGAACGUUAAUGAGCUAAACAUCUAGGGCUGGAUAAUCUGACUGUCUUACUUUGUCUUACUUUGUUCUUUUUCAUUGUCUUACUUUGUUCUUGAUGAGAAUGUUGUGUGGUUGGUGAAGUACAAGAGGUAUAAUAAAUUGGGUGGGAAAAGAUACAAUAUAUAUCUACUAUUUCUAUUUUGAUACCAGCUAGUAGUCUUGAUCAGGGUCCCAUUGCACAAACAUAACAAAAAGAUGGUUUUCCAGAUGUGCUUACAGCUAAUCUAAGUGCCAGAGAAGAAACAACAAGUGGAAUAAUUCAGAGAGACAGCACAAUCCUCUGGUCUGAGUGCUAGCAUAAGAUAUUGAGGAGCUUGCUUCAACUCCUUCCUCCAUGAUAGACUCUUUUUGUAUGACCACGUGUGUCUAUUCCUCAUCUGUAAAAUGAGGAUAAUACCACACAGUUUCCAAGGACACAUAUUAAAGGUUAUGAGGCUC